UGAAAAACAGCGUUUAUCAAGUUGAUUUACUAUUUGGUGUACAACGCUUGGAUUCGGGUAAAGAAGGCGACGAGAAUCACGAGUUGCCAUGGCAACAGAAGGGGAUCCAACAAGUCUCAUUAAAGUACUUCACUUAUUAGUAAUUUCCUUUUCUUGGGGAAUGCAGGUGUGGGUUUCUUUCAUUGCAGGGUUUGCUCUCGUGUCUCAGGUGACUUUGCAUACAUUUGGUCUGGUACAGAGCAAACUGUUCCCGGUCUAUUUCUACUCUCUGCUCGGCAGUAAUUUUGUAAGCUUGGCAAUCUAUGCGGUGUACCACCCCAGAGAGCUCCUGGACUGGCAUGAGAGUAUACAGAUGGCUCUGUUUUUCAUAGCAGUUAUCAUGGCUGGUCUGAAUGCCCAGUGGUUUGGUCCAUCAGCCACUGAGAAUAUGUUUGCCAUGCGGGAGAUUGAGCAGGAACAUGGACUGGGUGGGCAGGUUGGUCUGGGAUCACAAAGGGAAGCUUACGCAAAGCUACGCGAGCAGGACCCCAAAUACAAAGCCUAUAGAAGUACCUUCUACCGCUAUCACGGCCUGUCCAACCUCUGCAACCUCCUCGGGUUUUUGUCCACUACUGUCAACCUGGUGUACCUGGCAUUGCACUUGAACACUAUAUGACUUUCUGUAGAGUCAUAUCAGUCAGUCUGACUCCUUUCUGUGUUACUGUCCUCUUUAAUGCAGGAGUAGGCAGUCAGAGACUCUUCUGAAUUCCUCUGUUUUAUGAUUGGAUUAUUGGUGAAGGAUUAGUCACACUGAACAUAGACAUAUUCAUCAUCUACUACGAGCACAGCUUUUUGGUUUUCUAACAUAAAAUGCGAACAAAGAGAAUUACGCUGGUAUCUCUUAUUCUUUUAAGGUGAAACAUUAUGUAAAUCUGGCCCCAGAACGAGUGUGAAUUGUACUGUUGCUAAUAACAAAACUUAAAAAAGGACUUUCUAGAAUUAUAUAUAUAUAUAUGUAAUUCUAGAGAGUCCUUUUUUAAGUUUUGUCAUUUCUCAGAAAACUAUUCCUCAGAGCACUGCUGUUGUUUGUCUCUGCACUACAGCUCAUGACCGAGGUAUUAACAUGUAGUGUCUAACCAUAAAGCUUUGUACAAUAUACCUGAUAAUUCUGUGAAAGAUCAUCAUGAUAAUUUUUCUACAAUAAACAGGAAAAGUGUG
Chanos chanos (milkfish) is the source of this 1197-nucleotide messenger RNA. RefSeq names its product transmembrane protein 205 (gene tmem205). Bases 89 to 655 code for a protein of 188 amino acids. The transcript has 4 exons. The record is from RefSeq and is a predicted model, not a curated record. Lineage: Eukaryota; Metazoa; Chordata; Actinopteri; Gonorynchiformes; Chanidae.